Molecule: messenger RNA, 1141 nt
Organism: Puntigrus tetrazona (Sumatra barb)
Lineage: Eukaryota; Metazoa; Chordata; Actinopteri; Cypriniformes; Cyprinidae
Product: kelch domain-containing protein 1-like
Exons: 13
Coding region: 531-1049 (172 amino acids)
Molecular function (GO): protein binding
Source: RefSeq, a predicted model, not a curated record
CGGUUCCACCGCGGAGCGACCAUAUCUCCUUUCUGGAGGGAAACAAGCUGUACGUCUGGGGUGGCUACCAGUGUGUGGAUGGACAAGAAACGUUUUUGCCCAGUGAUGAGAUCUGGCUUUAUGACAUGCAGAGUGGAGUUUGUAUUUUGCCUGCUGUGCUUCACUGCAUUAAAACAGUCUCGAAGGUAUAUGGGUGGAGAGGUUCCUCCUGUUCUUUCACAGGCUUGUGGUGGAUAUCUUCAGGGCACACUUUACAUUUUUGGGGGAUGUGACCUCGAUAGCCACACCAACACGGUGAGCUGCUUUAGGAAUUAUAUCAUCAUAAAGCAUCACAUCUCAAAGGCAGAGUAACAGAUGUAUUGUGUUGACCUACUGAGUGUGGAAUAUACCUGGAAAAAAGUGACAGACACAGUGGGAGGGACACCCUCUCCCAGAGCAAGACAUUCCUGCUGGGUCUACAAAAACAGGCUAGUCUACUUUGGAGGAUAUGGCUGCAAAACAGCCAGAGAGUCAACAAAACCAAGAGCUUUAUGGUUGAUGAGGCUAGCUGGGCAACAGUCGGGUCAGAUGUUUUCCAGUUUUGGGGUUGGAAUAAUGAAGUGCAUAUGUUUGAACCAGUGUCAGCCACAUGGACUGAACCACAAACCCAGGGCCAGCCUCCAGAGCCCCGGGCUUCACAUGCCAGUACUACUUUAGGUCAUAAGGGCUAUAUCUGUGGAGGCCUGGAAAGGCAGAUGAUAGACAUUCAUUGUUUAAAUCUUUUAACAUGGACAUGGACACAAAUAGAACAUCAGACUGCUUCUCUCCCACGGGGUCGCACUCUUCACACACUGACUGCCAUCUCAGAUGACACACUCUUCCUGUUUGGAGGCCUCAGUGAUGGGUGGGAAUUUGACACUAAAACAAGAGAAUGGAGAGAGAAAGACCAUGCACAUAAAGACAAGCCCAGGUUGCAGUUCUCAGGUCUCCCUCUCAGAAUCACUGUGCAGAUUUACUGGUAUUCCAGACUCAACCAUACUCCCUGUCAAGAUUAUGUGAAGACUGCAUAGGAAAACAAAUAUUUUCUGUUCAAGAGCAGGCUUUUCUGUUACCAGCCAAGCUUCAGAAGACAAUUGACAAAAGGAUAUCCUACUUCAGGAAA